AUGUUCAAGCCAAGAAUUAAAAUAGUUGGUUAUCGUUCGGAGGAAAAAAUUACCGAAAGAGAAGGACAAGAAGAAAUUAUAAAACAAAAUCACUUUGUGGCUAACGGAGAUAUAUCCAUUACUCAUAUUAAUUAUGUUGCCCACAAAAAUUUUACAUUAUUUUUGCUGAAACUUCCCUCGUCACUGGACAUUAUGGCGUAGGAAACUGUAGCCGUGAAUUCUAUAUCGGUGCCUGCAGUUGAAAGAGGAGUUUUAAAGCGGACAAAGCCCGAUCUUCUACUACACGCCACUAGGUGGCACGACAAUUAUUA
Molecule: messenger RNA, 311 nt
Organism: Acanthoscelides obtectus
Lineage: Eukaryota; Metazoa; Arthropoda; Insecta; Coleoptera; Chrysomelidae
Source: the annotation of a GenBank genome assembly